This is a messenger RNA of Ochotona curzoniae (black-lipped pika), 861 nucleotides long. RefSeq names its product keratin-associated protein 10-12-like. Gene Ontology annotation, cellular component: keratin filament. NCBI's taxonomy places the organism in Eukaryota, Metazoa, Chordata, Mammalia, Lagomorpha, Ochotonidae. The coding region runs from base 1 to 861 and encodes 286 amino acids. The record is from RefSeq and is a predicted model, not a curated record. The transcript has a single exon.
AUGGCCGCCUCCACCAUGUCCGCCUGCUCCAGCAACCUCAGCUAUGGCAGCAACAUCUGCAUGCCCGCUUCCCAUGACUCCUGGCAGGUGGACGACUGCCCAGAGAGCUGCUGCGAGCCGCCCUGCUGUGCCCCCAGCUGCUGCGCCCCGUCCUCCUGUGUGACCCUCUGCUGCAAGCCUGUGUGCUGCAAGCCUGUCUGCUGUGUGCCUGUCUGCUCCUCCUCCUGCUGCCAGCAAUCUAGCUGCCAGCCCUCAUGCUGUGGCUCCUCCCCAUGCCAGGAGUCCAGCUGUGUGACCCUCUGCUGCAGGCCGGUGUGCUGCAAGCCUGUCUGCUGUGUGCCAGUGUGCCAGUCUGAGGGCUCCUCCUGCUGCCAGCAGUCUAGCUGCCAGCCCUCAUGCUGUGGCUCCUCCCCCUGCCAGGAGUCCUGUUGUGUGACCCUCUGCUGCAAGCCCGUGUGCUGCAAGCCUGUCUGCUAUGUACCAGUCUGCUCUGAGGGCUCCUCCUCCUGCUGCCAGCAGUCUAGCUGCCAGCCCUCAUGCUGUGGCUCCUCCCCAUGCCAGGAGUCCAGCUACCUCUGCUGCAGGCCAGUGAGCUGCGUGCCCCUCUGCCCAGCACCCUCGUGCUGCCAGCCCAGCUGCUGCCCCUCAUCCUGCUGCAGACCCUCCUCCAGCGUGUCCCUGCUCUGCCGCCCUGUGUGCAGACCCGCCUGCUGCGUGCCCGCCUCCUCCUGCUGUGUCCCCACCUCCUGCUGCCAGCCCAGCUGCUGCCGCCCGGCCUCCUCCAGCGUGUCCCUGCUCUGCCGGCCUGCCUGCCCCCGCCCGGCCUGCUGUGGCCUCUCCUCGGGCCAGUCCUGCUGCUGA